CUCAAUAAUGGCCUGGAGGGUCCAAAACUGGAGGAGGUGAUAGCCUGAGGUGUGUUGAGAUGAAUGCUGAUGAAAAUUUGAUGGUGCAGGGCUUGGGGAAGGCCUGGGAGGACCAAAUGGUGAGGGGCAGAACAGCCAGCAGGACUGCACCUGGGCUGCACUGCACAACCAGAAGGCUGGAGGGUCACAAAAUGGAGGAAAUGGCUCUUGGGAGUGUGCUGAGAUGAAUUCUGAUGGUUUUGGGAUGCCAGGAGGCAUGGGGAACAAUAUAGGUGUUGACCAGAAGUU
This is a messenger RNA of Macroventuria anomochaeta, 288 nucleotides long. RefSeq lists its product as uncharacterized. The record is from RefSeq and is a predicted model, not a curated record. NCBI's taxonomy places the organism in Eukaryota, Fungi, Ascomycota, Dothideomycetes, Pleosporales, Didymellaceae. Bases 60 to 227 code for a protein of 55 amino acids. The transcript is spliced from 2 exons.